Molecule: messenger RNA, 1094 nt
Organism: Ipomoea triloba (trilobed morning glory)
Lineage: Eukaryota; Viridiplantae; Streptophyta; Magnoliopsida; Solanales; Convolvulaceae
Product: protein LURP-one-related 7
Exons: 3
Coding region: 9-653 (214 amino acids)
Source: RefSeq, a predicted model, not a curated record
GUCUUGACAUGUUGGUCUGUCAUCCCGGACGAGCAUCCAAUUCUGUAGCGAUGGAAGCUGUGGAGAAAUUAGAAGAGGAAUACCCGCCGGUGCCGGAAAUCCCAUUUGAUCUCUUCUUGUCAAAGAAUCACAAGGCGUUUGGCGGCGACGGCAGACUCCAAUUCACUGAUUCCUCUCGCAAUCUCAUCUUCGAAGUCGAAAGUCAAUCAACCGAUUCUCCGUCCCCUCCCCAUCGCCGGAAACUGCUCCUCGAUGCCGCCGGUACUACCCUCGUUACCAUGGUUCGAGUAAUUAAAGGAUCAUGGAAAGGAUUUGAGGGAGACAGUGGGGAAGACAAGGAGUUAAUGUUCAAAGUGAAUAGGGUUUUGAAUACAUUUAUGGAGAAAGAUUUUGAGAUAAUUCUUGCUGGUGAUAACAGUGAAGGCACAAAGGCUGAUAUCAAGAUGAAAGGCUGCCCCUUCAUGAGAUCCUGCACCAUAUACAAAGGCAAUUCAAUAUUGGCUGAGACCAGCCUUAUGCAUACGAUUGGGUUCAGGAAGCAUUUUAUUCCUAGGAGCAGGUUCCGAAUUACUAUAUUUCCUGGAGCUGCUGAUCUUAUUCUGAUUGUUGCUCUGGUCGUAAUAUUCUUUGAUAAACGAAGGUUUUGGGUAUAGAAAACGGCAUGACAACCUCUCUAACCCUCUUGUAUUCCUAACCUGAAGUCGUGUCCUAGUUUGCAGAGACAUUCUUCUACAAUUUAUUGGCAUGGUGCUAAAUAAUACUCCAUAACCAUGUUCACGAUACACUAGCACUCUCGUAACUUUCACCAUUGCCGGGGCUUCACCACUAGCUAAAGAGCACUCCCAUGGUCUCUUUUACUACAACCUGCAACUCUAUGGAGCCCUGAAUAGCUGGGAAGAUCAGAGGUUUGGAAAAAAAACUAGAAAAGAUUGCAGUUUUUAGGUAGUUUAGGCCUGAAAAUUGUAUGGCUUACAUGCCAUUGUCUCUAUGUUGUUUCAUUGUCUUUCUAUUUGAUAAUACAUUGGCAUGUGGGUAAUAUAUUGUAACCUUUUUUCAACAUUAUUCUCUUCUAAUCUUACAGUUUUUAACCCUGA